AUGGGGCAGUUCCUGGGCUGGUCAACACCGUGGCUCAGUGAUAACUCCGAAACCCCAGGUUCUGCAGCUCGCUUCCCAGCUUUUUGCAUUUUGCGCCCGGAGGCCGACUCCCUACACAGGCCAAGACGACCACCACAGGUGCUAACAACCAAGGCUUCAGACCGAAAAGGAUUUGUCCUUUCUGAGCGGGCUUCCGUCUGGAAGCCAUGGCCCAGAAAGGGAGGGAAGAGGCUUUCGCUCGGCGCUGGGUCUCCUCCGGCGACGAAGGCAGGGAGGAGGGGGUGCUGCCGAGGCUCCCCAGCAGCCUCCGCCAGCAUCCCAGCUCUGCCGCAUGCGAGGCGGCUCCCGGACCUCCAAGCCCGGGUUCGCAGCCUCCCUUCCUGCGGCCCAGCCUCAGGCUCUUCUGUCCGCAUUCUCUCACCCCUAAAUGCAGCCCCAUGGAGAGGUCUGGCUGGCUGGGGACUGGCGCCUCCUGCCAACAGCCACGGGAAUGAGCCAUCCUGGAAGUGGGUCUUCUACCCCAGACACGCCAUCAUCCUGCCUGAAAACUCGAGAGGCUCUGAGCCAGCACUGCCCAGGGAACUACAGUUGAUCUACAACACGGGCUUGAAAGCACGGGUCCACUUACACGCAAAUUUUUUAUGGAUACGGCUCAGGAACAGCCAAAUGGAAAAGAUGCAGAGGGAAUUAAAUCUGCUUCCCCACAACCAUCACCUCCUGCAACAGCCUGCCCACCCCGCUAAGUCUUCCCAGCUCUUCCUGGGCCUGGAGCUUCAGUGUUCUAUCAGGGUGGCUGUGUUUUCUCACCUGAGAAGGUUUCUUAUUUUCCAGGGAGGUGGAGGUGUCAUCCGCACUGUAACAGCCUCCAAGACCCUGCCCAGAGGUGCUCCAUCCUUCCAAAGCCAAGAGGAGAAACUGAGGCUUCUGGCAGUGGCCGGCUAUUUCAACAGAUCUGAGGUUAUCUGCAUAGUAAAGUAGAGGAUUGAGACCUCAUGGUCUCAACAUGGCUGCCUCAACUCUAGAUAUCCGGCCCUCUCACCACAUCAUGGCGAGAGAGAUCAGAAGCAGAGCAGAGGGAGAGGGAGAAGCAGGCUCCUCGCUGAGCAGGAA
Molecule: messenger RNA, 1110 nt
Organism: Ailuropoda melanoleuca (giant panda)
Lineage: Eukaryota; Metazoa; Chordata; Mammalia; Carnivora; Ursidae
Exons: 8
Coding region: 1-978 (325 amino acids)
Source: RefSeq, a predicted model, not a curated record